AUGGGAGCUCUGAAUAUAAGAUGGGCUGUACAUAAAACCCAUCCCAGCAUCACACCUCUGCUGAGAGUCCACAUUCACUCAUUCAGACAUGGUAAGUUACUCAAAGCAAGCAAGAAGGCAUCCAAUAAGAGACAGAGAGGAGCACAGAAAUCCUGCUCCAAUGUCUUCUCCAUGUUCGAACAGUCACAGAUUCAGGAAUUCAAAGAGGCAUUUGGCUGCAUUGACCAGGACAGAGAUGGUGUUAUCAAAAAACAGGACCUCAGGGAGACUUAUGCUCAGCUGGGGAAACUGAAUAUGAAAGACGAAGAGUUGGAUGAGAUGCUGAACGAAGGGAAGGGUCCCAUCAACUUUACAGUCUUCCUGACCCUUUUUGGGGAGAAGCUCAAUGGUACGGAUCCUGAGGACACCAUUCUUGCUGCUUUCAAACUCUUUGAUCCCAAUGGGACAGGCUUUGUUAAUAAGGAUGAGUUUAAAAGAUUACUCAUGAACCAGGCUGACAAAUUCUCGGCAGAUGAGGUGGAUCAGGCCUUCAGUCUCGCUCCCAUUGACCCGACUGGGAACAUUGACUACAAAUCGCUUUGCUACAUCAUCACACAUGGAGAUGAGAAGGAAGAAUCCUAACAACAACCGUUAUCUGCGUAGUCAAGUCGAAUAAAUCAGCCGGACAAGCAGAUGAACUUUUCACAUCAUCUGCUUGGAAUUCGUUAAGAGUAUUGUUGGAGAAAUAGAGCAAGAUAUGAUUCAGUCUUAAAGGCUGCAUUUCUGCUGGACACGGGAGCUGGUGCAUUUCUUUAUAAGUCACUCACAAUAAAGUCUGGGACUCUUUGAAACCUUGUCGGUGAUCAUUUUGUGAAGUAAAACUCACAAAAUAA
Molecule: messenger RNA, 872 nt
Organism: Menidia menidia (Atlantic silverside)
Lineage: Eukaryota; Metazoa; Chordata; Actinopteri; Atheriniformes; Atherinopsidae
Source: the annotation of a GenBank genome assembly